Syngnathoides biaculeatus (alligator pipefish) is the source of this 10403-nucleotide messenger RNA. RefSeq names its product ankyrin repeat domain 11 (gene ankrd11). NCBI's taxonomy places the organism in Eukaryota, Metazoa, Chordata, Actinopteri, Syngnathiformes, Syngnathidae. Gene Ontology annotation, biological process: anatomical structure morphogenesis. The coding region runs from base 1168 to 9648 and encodes 2826 amino acids. The transcript is spliced from 15 exons. The record is from RefSeq and is a predicted model, not a curated record. Gene Ontology annotation, cellular component: nucleus. Gene Ontology annotation, molecular function: protein binding.
GUCUUCCAUUAAAUACGUCCUCAUUUAACCAUUGAUAGUGACAAAAUCUGUAUCCGAAAUAAGACACGCCCUGACGAACAUGACACGGUCUUAUAUAUAAAACUUUCAAUGUGCCAAACAUUAAAAAAAAAAAACCUUUAUUUGAGACUAGACACGAGUCACCUUUCAUGUAAUAAUCUUUAUGGUAACGCACGAAGGGACAUUUUAAGAAGUAAACAUGAUUAGUAAAUAUAUUGGACAACGAACGCACCCAGUGUCUGUGUCGGACACCAUUUACUUUGAUUGGUCCUUUACUUGUAACAGUGGUGCGGGCUCUGGGACCGAAACUCCAAGCUUGGUCGGCCAUUUUGGGGCAUUCCUUGUGCAUUCAGAAGAGGGAAGGGAUCCGUCUCGAUCCGAAAUGGAGGUGGUUUCAUUGUGGAGGUGACGUUUUCGUCCAAUCACAAGGCGGCUUUCAUUCCCCAAAGCGUUUCCGUCCUGCGCCUCGAAGUCGAAGGCCGCUUGAAAAACGCUCGAAUGGGUUCGCGGAGGACUUGAACGAAACAUUCUACGCUAUAUUUUGUGGCUUUCCUUCACUCGGUUAAAGCCCCCUUUCCACUCGUGGGCUCAUAAAGAUUUGCGCUCGGAGGUGAAGAAGACUUCGCAGGGUUGCCACCGUGUUCUGUGGAUAUUGGAGCCGUCGUCCCUCUGUCGUCUUCUUGUUGCUGUAGAUGGUGUUAACCAGCUAAAGCUAGCCUCGUUUGUGGUGGGCUGCUUGUGGCAACCAUGGUCCUCGCAAAUCUAUGCGGAUGUCUCGGUGACACUUCGUGCUGAAACGAACUCAACAAAUGGGAACAUCUAGCAUUGGCUGAACACACCGUGGCAUUGUUCAAAGGUUAUUUUCACCCUUUAAAAGGAAAUUCCCAAUUAGUGUCAACUCAUUCCUCUUCUCUCUGUCUUUGGCGCUGUCCCCCAACAAAUGUGCCGAUCCUGAUUCCCAUCUUAUAUCUGCGCAAAAUUCUAAAUGCUUUCAGAUGACACUUGAGGAAUCUCUGGACACCCGAAGAUUGUCUGGUGCUUCUCUUUUUGGAUUUUAGCUUUUUUUCUUCCUCCCACAACCAUGGAAUCGACGGUUGAUGAUGAUGCAAUGGCAGCGUGAAUGAAGCUUGGCGUGGGGAAAGCUGAACGAUGCCCAAAGGUGGGGGUUCUAAAGCCCCCCAGCUGGACCACUUUCCUCUUAACACCGACAUGGUGGAAAAGCAGGGUGGGAAGAAGGAAAAAGUGUCGUCAAACAAGACUCCCAAAUUGGACCGCAGUGAUGGGGUUAAAGAGAUGAAAGAGAAGGGAUCAAAAAGGAAACUGCCAUUCACAACUGGACCAAAUGGAGACCAGAAAGAUUCUGACUCUGAAAAACCAGGUCCAGAGCGGAAGCGCGUUAAAAAGGAGCCCACAAACACCCGGAAGGCAGGCUUGCCGUUUGGAAUGGGGAUGCCAGGCAUCCGGGCAGGGUACCCCCUUUCUGAGCGGCAGCAGGUGGCUCUGCUCAUGCAAAUGACUGCUGAGGAGUCCGUCAACAGUCCAGACACAACACCAAAGCACCAGUCACAGUCCAGUCUAGGUCAGAAGGGAACGCCAAACUCUGCAUCUAAAACCAAAGAUAAAGUGAAUAAAAGAAAUGAGCGAGGAGAGACUCGGCUGCACAGGGCAGCAAUUCGUGGUGAGGUACGCCGCAUUAAGGAACUCAUCAGCGAGGGAGCUGAUGUGAAUGUAAAAGACUUUGCAGGCUGGACUGCAUUGCAUGAGGCAUGCAACAGGGGAUAUUAUGAUGUGGCCAAGCAGCUGCUGGCAGCCGGAGCGGAGGUCAACACCAAGGGCCUCGAUGAUGACACCCCUCUCCAUGAUGCAUCCAACAAUGGACAUUUUAAGGUGGUUAAGCUACUUUUGCGUUAUGGAGGGGACCCACGUCAAAGCAACCGAAGAGGUGAAACGCCUUUAAAUGUUGCCAACUCUCCAACUAUGCUGAAUUUGUUGCUGGGGAAAGGCACAUACACCUCAAGUGAAGAAAGUUCAUCAGAAUCUUCAGAAGAGGAGGACGCCCCCUCAUGUGCCCCAUCAAGCUCUGUUGAUGGCAAUAAUACAGACUCAGAGUUUGAGAAGGGCUUGAAAUUAAAAGGGAAAACAUUAGACCCUCCUAAAUCUGCUGUCACACCCAUCAAAGAUGAAUAUGAAUUUGACGAAGAUGAUGAAGAGGAGCGAGUCCCUCCUGUAGAUGAUAAGCACCUCUUGAAGAAAGAGUUCCGUAAGGACACAGUCAGCAAAGCCAACAGCUUCAUCUCCAUUCCCAAGAUGGAGGUCAAAACCUAUUCCAAAAGCAACUCGCUUACACCAAAGAAAGCCGUAAGGCGGAUCAUCUCUGACAGUAACAGUUCAGAUGAGGAUGACAGGACGCUGUGUUUCACACAGACACCUAUGCCACGACAACAAGCCCUACAAACAAAUGCCAAGACGAGAGACUCUGGAAAUCUGAGUUCAAAACAACUAAAAGAUAAAAGUAAAGUCAAAAAGAAGAGGAAGAAGGAGAGCAAAAACAAUGUUGGCAAAGAAAUCAGGUUUGGUAAAGUCAAUGACAAAUUCUGUACGUCUGAUUCUGAUUGUGGCGAUAUGGAGAGUGAAGACGAUAAAGGCUCAAACAGCAUAAAGGACUCUUUAAUUGUGAAAGAAUCCACUGGCUUCAAUACGUCCUCCUCCUCACAUGGAAACUUGAACUCUCAGAAACAAGCACCAUCAUUAGCAGAACAACACCCAAAGCAGUGGAGAACUGACGGCUGGAAAACUGUGUCAUCUCCAACAUGGUCAGAUGUAAGUUCUUUAUCCGAUUCAGUGAGAACAAGACUGUCCAGUGAGUCUGACUAUUCCUCUGCGGAGUCUAGUGUUGAGUCGAUAAAACAAGUUAAGAGAAAAGGACAAGAGAGCAAAAAGAAGAAUAACAAUGUGCACAAUAACACAAUGGACAAGAAAAAUUCUGAUAUCUACAAAAAUGCCAAUGCAGAUUGUACAGCUUCAAAAACUGAUGUAGAUGGUAAAGUGCUCAAGAAGCAUAAGGUAAAGCACAAGCACAAAAGCAAAGAAAAAGAUAAGGCUCCUAGUCUUGUGCUUAAUCAAGACAUGAAUGAAAAAUUUGUAAAAAGCUAUUCAUUUGAUUUUGAUGAUUCAAGGCAAAAGUCUGUAAUUGUGGAGUUGGAAUCUCCAGCUGAAAGCAAGAUCAAAUUAUCAAAACAUGAGAAAGACCAUUCAAAAAAGGAAGAAAGGCUCUCAAAAAGUAAGUCUGAAGAAAAGGAUUGGUCAUCGGGCAAAGACUUGCAUAGAUCAGUGGAAAAGGAGAAAAAUAAGAAAACAAAGGACUCCACCAAGGAAAAAUCAAAUAAGGAAGAGCGAGAAAAGCCUAUAAAAUCUGACAAGGAUCGAAAUAUCAAGGAAAAACCCAAAGAGGAUAAACAAAAAACCCAUAAGGAGGAGAAGAAGAAAAAGUCCAAGGAGAAGUCAAGAGCAGACAGAAAAAUUGAGCAGAAAGAGGAAAAGCAUCUAAAGGUUGAUAAGGAGAAAAACACCAAGGAGGAGAAAUGUAAAAAAGACAAGGUUCUGAAGGAGGAGUCAGAGUAUGAAACCUAUGAUGUCAACAACCGAUUCCUCAACCUGGAUGAUACAAAGCUCAGUGCCUCAGAUGACCAUCAUGACAGAUGGGGCUCAGAGAUGUCCUCGGACUCUUCCCUCUAUGGAGAUGACAGUUGGGAUGCUCCUGUCAAAGAGUACAAGGAAUACAAAGCCAAUAAUUCUGUUAAACUUAUUGUUGAAACAGUAAAGGAAGAGACAAGAAGGAAAGAGCGAGUCAAAGACAAGAAGUCAGAUCAUACUGAGAAAAGACCUGAGAAAGAUGUCAUAUCAAAAAAGAAAGACAAAGAUUCUUCAGAAAAAACUAAUGAAAAGAAAAAAGACUGGUCCGAGAAACAAAAGGUAAACUCCAGUCACUUUGUUGAAAAAGAUAAGAAGCGUAAAGAAUCAACAGAAAUGGGUAAAGACAAGAAAGACAAAGAUUCUCUGGACAACAGCCGAGAUCGCAAAGACUCGUAUGACUUCAUGAAGGAGAGAAAAGACACAAAAGUAAAGCAAGAAUCAAAUAGAGAAGAAUAUGGCAAUGACAUGUUCUUGAAAGAAAUUGAUGCUGUUAGUAAAUCAUGUGAAAUUCGUGAAAGAAAUCAUUCUGGUAAGGAGAAGGAAAAGAAGUUUGAGGGAAUGGAAAAGCGAGAGAAAACAAAAGCUGAAAAGCACAAAGAGAAAAAAGAUAGAGCUGCAGAUCAAGAGAAGGACAAAAGUGACAAAACCUCAUCAGAAAAAAAUGCAAAGGAAAAGGAGAUUGAUCGGAUGACCAAAGACAAGAAAGAGGGCGUAAAAGACAAACACAAGGAGUCUCAUGGCAAAGACAAAGAUCGAAAGAUGUCAUCAGAACAGACCAAGGACAAGAAAGAAAAAGCCUCCCAAGACAGACAUAUUGACAGAGAGAAGGAUUUCUUGGAGCUCAAGAAAGAAGAAAGAAAGCCAGAGAAAAUCAGAGAGAAAACAUGGUACAAGAUUGCUGACAUUUUCACUGAUGAAAGUGAUGAUGAAGAUAGUUAUAAUAGCGUUGUUUCUCAUGUUUGUGACUCUAUCAGAAAAGACUCAACACCUGAUCAUGAUGAUCUGGAUCACUUUACAUCAGACAAAGUAAGGAAAUUGUCAUCAGAGACUAAACAUAAUGCAGAGAAGGCUAAAGACAAAGAAUAUAAAGAGAAGAAGAAAGAAAAGGCCACAUUUGACACAGGUAAAGAGAGGAAGGGCUCGCUUGAGAAACACAACAAAGACAAGAAAGAAUCUGUUGAUGUCAAACAUAAGGAAAGAAAAGACAGAAUGUCAGUAGACUCAAACCAAGAGAAAAAAAAUAAGCAGAAGUUUUUGGACAAAAGGGAUACAAGUGAGGAUAAAACAAAGAAUAAAUAUAAAGACAAGAUGGAUAAUCUGAAGGAAAGAAAACCAUCAAAAGGCAGUGGUGAGAACGAAAAGUCCCUCCUUGAAAAAUUAGAAGAAGAAGCUAUGAAUGACUACAAGGAUGACUCUAAUGACAAGAACAGUGAUAUUUCUUCGGACAGUUUUACUGACAGAGGUCAUGAACCCAUCCUCACAAAUUACUAUGACUCUAUCAGUCUUGUAGAAAUGUCUGACGACAGAAAGGACUCUCUUUCUAUAUCCACACCCCAGGAUAAGUUCAGAGAGAAAGAAAGGCAUCGACAUUCCUCUUCCUCAUCUAAGAAAAGCCAUGACAAAGAUAAGGAAAAGGUCAAGAAGGAGAAAGGAGAUAAACGUGACAAAACUGAAGAAAUCAGAGACAUGUAUAGUCGCAGGGAGAGCUUACCUUUUGAGAAAGAGCCAAUGCCUCUCGAGGCAGAUCCUUACACUUUCCCAUAUAGCAGUAAAGGAGACGGAGACGAUGAUUUUGAUAAGACAUUAGAAUUUGAAAAAGAGAUGUCCAAAAAGGAUAAAGCUCCUGCUGUCAUCAGUGAUAGAAUGAAGGACAAAAAGAAAAAGGAAAAACAUAAAGAUAAAUUAAAGGAGGAGAGGAACAAGCACAUUGAUGGCUUUGGCUCAUCAAAGCACUCCAAAGAAGAUAUGAAAUCAGGAUUAAAGGAUAGCCCUCAGGUCACAAUUCUGAAAGACCGAACAAAGGAAGAAAGCCCUAAAUUUGAUAUUAAAAAAGACAGAAAUCGGGAUGUUUUGGAAAAAGACAGACUCGAUCACACAAAGUCAAAAACUAAAGAUGAAAAUGAAAAGCUUAAUCAGUCCAAAGACACAGGACGGAAAGAUAACCGUCCACGUGAAAAACUAAUGGUGGAUGGAGAUUAUCAAAUUACUAGUUUUGGUCAGAUGUUGAGUCUGAAAGAUCAAGAAAUUGAAGAGCGUCAUAAAAGACACAAAGAAAGGAUGAAACAAAUGGAAAAGUUGAGACCCAAGACAGGCGACCCUAAACUUAAGGACAAAACCAAGUCCACUGAAGAAGUGAGGAAGAACCGUGGCGAGCUCUCUUCAAAGAAAUCAAGCAGCCUGGAGUCUGGUAUUAAAGAGAAGAAGCUGAAGGAUGUCGGUCUACCAGCUCAAAUGAUGUCCCCCAGUAGGAAGUUCCAGCCACCUACAGACACUCACAACUCAAAGGACUGGCUGCCUGGCCAUCAAAUGAAAGAGAACCUCCCAGCUUCUCCAAGGUCAGAGCAUAACAGACCAACUGGUGUCCCCACACCAACAUCUGUCAUCUCCUGCCCCAGUUAUGAGGAAGUAAUGCAGACUCCACGGACACCAUCUUGUAGUGCCGAAGAUUACCCCGAUAUUAUGCUUGAUGGGUUGGAUUGCCAGAACUCGUCAGCAAUGACUAUGUCUAUGAACGCAUGUUCACCAUCCUUCUUUGAAAGCAGGUAUUCCCAAGGUUUUCAGGAAGGCACUUGCCCGACUCCAGCAAAGAACCUCCAGUUGCCGCUGAUCAGCCGUUCUGCUUCGUCUGAUGUACGCAGGCCUCUAGAAGAAGAGUUCAAAAUUGAGACUGACAAGUUCCUUCGACAGCAUAGUGAUCCAUUGGGUGAAUUCGAUGCUGCAGCUGCUUCACAAACUCUAGAUGAGAAAUCUGGCUCUGUGGAUAGACUAGAGAUUGUGCCCUCGCCUUAUUUUUCUCCAAUUAGGUUGUUGUCACCUCAGCAGGAGGCAAAUCAUACAACAACAGAUCUGUCAACAACAACCCUCCCUUGCACAGAGAGUAAUAUACAUCUUUCUGAUAGUAUUUUCAAUAGUUACUUACCUAGGCCAUCUACGCCAGUUCACAGGCCAGAUCCACAAGAGCCGUGCUUUGACAUUGCUGCACCACCAACACCAGCUCCUGCAGCAUUGCCUCCACUUGACAUUGAUGACAUAUCUGAACCUCACCACAGUGAGCCUAACUUGGUCCUCUCAGAUCUGCCCUCUGUCAUAGAGGAAAGGGAUGAAGAAGAGGAAGAGGAAGGCGACGACCUUGAUUUAGAUGGAAGAACAGAUGAUGAUCAUUGUGCUGUGGAUGAGACACACCAUACACAGGAGCCCUCUUCAUUCUCCGCUCAAAUUGAGGACCCUUUGAGAAAGAGCUGGCAUGUUGAGUCACCAGAUCGGCAAGAUCCAGAGGUCCCCCAUUUCUCCACACCGCAUCCCGAAUCCAACCACGGAGAAAAUUGUUAUGAUCACAGCAUCAGUUGGAACCAUGAUGUGGACAUUAAAUCUCCCAAUCGAACAUAUGGGGAGAUAGAAGCUGCAGUAUCUAAAAUAACCAGUCCUUAUUCUCAUUCAGAUAAUGAUCUGCAGCACUUGACUGGACACCCGUCUGUGACUCCUCCAUAUGCCACCUGGAAUAGGUGGCACAAAGAAGUGGACCCUGAGGAUUUUGAUGAGCAAAAGGAGGCUGUGGCUGACAUUCCUUCUCCAGAAAGAUCUGAUACUGCUCUAGAUGAGGAACCCAGUUAUUUAAAUACUUCUUCAUCCUCCACAAGAUUGGAGUCUUUUUUCCAGGAUUGCAACAAAACUAACAUUGAAAUUACUCACCAGAUAGACACAGAGACUGCAUGUGUCGAGCCAGGUGGCAGGCAGAGCUCACGUAACUUCUGCCCUACCACUGACGGAGACCUGACUCAAGCUGUUGCUUCUGAGCCAGUUGUGCCCUGGGCAGAUCCAUUCUCUACUGAUGCAGAUGAGCUAGAUGACCUUGGACCAUUCUCCUUGCCUGAACUCCCUCUCCCAGAAAAGUCAGAAGAAGCUGAGCAUCGAGACUCAGAUUUUGCUGACCUUAACAAGAGUGUACAAGGUCACAUUGGACAUAGAACUACAGAUUUUGAUGACCCAGACUUAAUGCGAGUAGACCAUUCAGGUCUUGUGGAAACUACAUGCUCUAGUGAAGACCAAAGGCUAGGAAAACCCACUGGGCAAGACUUAGUUGUACCAUCAUCUCAUGACAACUUUCAGCAAGACUUGGACCCUGAGCCUCAGAGUGUUCCCGUCAGUAGCCCUCUGGCUUUUGCGCAGCAGAGCAUCAUGUUGGAGAAUAAAAUGCCGUAUGGACCCAUUGAUGAUUCUGACCCAGAUGUUUUGUAUUCAUCUGUGAAAUCUGAGACGAGCCAGCUACAGAGCAUCCAGAUUCAAACCAUACCUGAAUCUUUGCAGUUACCGCAAGACAUUGUUCCAGUUGACAAGUCAGAGGUUAGACAGGAGGACAUAUGUCAGUCCCGACCGGAAUCUUUAUCACCCGAUCCUGUUCCUCACCUUCCAGUGGCUGUUACCCCUCCUGGUUCAUUGGAGCAUUUAGACACUCAGGAGGCAACACAAAAGACAGUCCCAAUAUCCCACAUCACAGUGUCCACAGAUAUUCCCAAAAAGGUGGAUGAAAUUCCUCAAAGGAUGACACGCAACCGGGCCAAGAACAAUCCUGCUGCUGCCAUUCCUUCUCCUAGCAUAACGUCUUCGACAACUUCCCUGUCCGUGACCAUUAGUCCGGUCGUGACCAUUAAUGCUAUUCCGACGAGAACGCCAACUCCCAGUUCAGUAUUGGCCUUUUCAACAGUAAAGAAAGACAAAGACUCCUUGCUUACUAUCUCAUCUACUGCAUCCAAUUCAACACUGACACUAUCUGUACCAAGUUCUUUAAGUAGCUCGCCUACAGUGGUUCUGAGUAAAACAAGUAAAGGCCGUCCACUUCCCGUAGAGGAAGAUGAUUCUCAGACCCAGCACCCACGAAAAAGGAAGUUUCCACGUUCGACUGGGCAGCAGGUUCAAGUACAGCUUGUGAACACAGCCAUGCAACAGACACGGGAAAUGAUUCAGCAGACGUUGGCUGUAGUCGUCAAUGCAAUAAAGUUGGAUGACAUCGAGCCUUACCACAGUGACCGUUCCAACCCCUAUUUCGAGUAUCUGCAGAUUAGGAAGAAGAUUGAAGAAAAAAGGAAAAUAUUGUGCUACAUCACCCCACAGGCCCCACAGUGCUAUGCAGAGUAUGUGACCUACACUGGCUCAUAUCUUUUAGAUGGGAAGCCCCUCAGCAAGCUUCAUAUCCCUGUGAUUGCUCCACCACCAUCAUUGUCAGAGCCUCUGAAAGAGCUCUUCAGAAAACAGGAGGCAGUGCGAGGAAAGCUCCGGCUGCAGCACAGCAUAGAACGGGAGAAGCUCAUUGUCUCAUGUGAGCAGGAAGUGUUAAGAGUCCACUGCAGAGCUGCAAGGACAAUAGCGAACCAGGCUGUGCCAUUUAGUGCCUGCACCAUGCUUUUGGACUCUGAAGUGUACAAUAUGCCAUCAGAGAGCCAGGGUGAUGAGAACAAAUCUGUGAGAGAUCGCUUCAAUGCACGACAGUUCAUCUCCUGGAUUCAGGAUGUCGAUGACAAAUAUGACCGUAUGAAGACUUGCCUAUUGAUGCGGCAACAGCAUGAGGCAGCAGCCCUCAAUGCAGUGCAAAGGAUGGAAUGGCAGUUGAAGGUCCAAGAACUGGAUCCCGCUGGACAUAAGUCCCUAUGUGUCAACGAAGUGCCAUCCUUCUACGUUCCAAUGGUUGAUGUCAAUGACGACUUUGUCCUUCUGCCAGCGUGACACCGCUUGGCUCUGUGCUCGAGCUAACUUUGUCCAAAUCCCUUCUUCUCAGAGAGAAUUUGUUGAACAGAACAAAUGGAAAGGGCUAGAAAAUUUGAGAAGGGUCUUCAGACAAAAAAACAUAGCAAAGGUUCAGAGGAAGGGUGCAGAUAAAUAAAUUAAAAACAUGCUCUUAGUUCCCUUCCUUGAAGAAGGAAACUUGUUUUUACCAGGGGUAAAAAAAGAAAAAUCUCGCACUUUCAUUCUGAAAUGUUUUUACUCCUUUUUUUUUUAUCAGAGCAUAAAAAGCAGAACCCGUUUUUGCUUUCCAGCACUGACCCAAUGACUCCUUUGUGCUGCUGCUGCGGUGAGACAAGGGGACAGAAAUAUAUUUUCUGCAUUCAUUUUUUUUUUGGGGGGGGUGGCUUUUCUUCAUCAGACCCACCACUGGAGAGAUGUGUCAAAUAGGAUCUCUCCCAAACAGCAUGGUGCCUGUGCCCCAGGGCAGGAAACUGAAUAGGAUCCUCACCUGUGAGCACCAGGACCAAUUUUCAAUGCUUCCACAGAAGAUGUCAACAUCCUGUGGAUCUUGUGAGAAUCCACUGCAAAACGACUACAAGUGACAGACCAGGAAUCUAGAUGCAGAGGUGCUGACGGAUUUGGGCUGCGCACACUGUUAAAAUUGCACCAGGUUCAACGCAACAAUAUGGACAGGCCUGCAACGGCUUGGAAGACGACAGUGUGUGUGUGUGUGUGUGUGUGUGUGUGUGUGUGUG